AUGGCUUUCAUUUACACCUACGCCCAAGAGAAUCGCGGCAAGCAAACCAUGUUAUGGUUCGUCAAGAUGCGUAUGGAGUUCCUGCCAUGGGCGAUGCUUCUCGUCUCCUUGGUCAUGAGUGGAACGUCUGGAGUCAUGCUUGAGCUCACCGGUAUUGUGGCCGCUCAUCUCUAUGACUUCCUAACUCGCAUCUAUCCAACUUUCGGUGGCGGGCGAAACUAUAUCACCACGCCAGUUGCGGUGCGGCGGUUUUUCGCUCGUCACACCCCCAACCUUGGGUCUCGUGGGUAUGGUACAGCCUUCAAUGCCUCCCAGGCACCGCAGCAAUCUUCCCAGUCCUCGUCCCGAGGCUGGACAUCCUCGAUCCAGAAUCCUUGGAGUGGUCGAGGUACAGGUCGAAGACUCGGCGGGGAUUAA
Molecule: messenger RNA, 417 nt
Organism: Penicillium angulare
Lineage: Eukaryota; Fungi; Ascomycota; Eurotiomycetes; Eurotiales; Aspergillaceae
Exons: 1
Coding region: 1-417 (138 amino acids)
Biological process (GO): endoplasmic reticulum unfolded protein response
Cellular component (GO): endoplasmic reticulum membrane; Hrd1p ubiquitin ligase ERAD-L complex
Molecular function (GO): misfolded protein binding; ubiquitin-specific protease binding
Source: RefSeq, a predicted model, not a curated record